This is a messenger RNA of Rubroshorea leprosula, 4295 nucleotides long. NCBI's taxonomy places the organism in Eukaryota, Viridiplantae, Streptophyta, Magnoliopsida, Malvales, Dipterocarpaceae. The record is from the annotation of a GenBank genome assembly.
AAACUAUCGCCGGAAAACUUUCAAAUCCGAGAACGAAAGAGCGUAAUGGAUCCAAUUAAAGCAGCAAAUGAACUCGGUUUCCGGGUCGGGUUCUCCGGCUACAGUGGCCACCUGAGGAUCGACCCGCUCUACACUGUGGAGGGCACCGACCCCGCCAAGUCCCUCCCGGAGUUUGUCCUUCCACCUGCUUUUGCUAGGGAAACGCCUGAAUCAAUCAAGGAGCAUAUAAAGGAGAAAUAUCUCUUGCCAAGAUUGGAUCCAGAUGAAUUUUCUCCAGAAAAAGUUGGGAGACAAUGGGAUUUUGACUGGUUUGAUAAGGCAAAAGUACCAUUGGAGCCAACAUUGCCAAGGAGUGUUGUGGUUCCAGUUUGGGAGUUACCAUUCAGGCGGAAAAAGAAGGGAUCUGAUGAAGGAAAAUGGGAACCCAGCUCAGUGCAGGUGGAUGUAUCAGAACUAAUGGUUGGUGCCCAAGAUUCUGGUUUACCACGUGCUGUUGGUGCCACAAAAGAUCUUGUAAGAGGAAGCAUCAAUAACCGCCCUUUCCGUCCAGGAGGCCUAGAGGAUUCCCAACCUUUGGAGAGGAUUCUUCCUGAUGGUGCUUCUGAUGGUAAAUGGGUACAAGAGGUGCUGAAUGGUGGCCCUGCUCAAACUGUUGCUCCAAGCUUUAAGCAAGGGCUGAACCUUGGGGAUCUUACGAAAUAUCCAUGCACUUGGAAAAUAUACAAGGAUCCAGAUUCACUCGACAGGACAUCAGAUGAAACGUUGAAUGAGUUGUCUGUACAGUUUGAUGACUUAUUCCAAAAAGCUUGGGAAGAAGAUGUUGCAGAAAUUGAGAGAGAUGACCAUUCAGAGGAGCAAGCCUCUGUGAGGUCAGAAGCCGAGGGAAAUCAGGUUGAUGUUUCCAGCACUGUUGAGGCUGGAAUAUCCAUGUUGGAUGAAAUUCUAUCAGUUGAAUCAGGAAUAUUGGAUGCGACCAGUGAUAGCGGUGGAGAGCAGCAGCAGGAGGCUUGGGCUGUCCGUGGAGGUACUGAAGGGAUUGCUGACCACUUUUAUGAACUUGUUCCUGACAUGGCACUAGAAUUUCCUUUCGAAUUGGAUACAUUCCAGAAGGAGGCAAUCUUCUAUUUGGAAAGAGGGGAAUCUGUCUUUGUGGCAGCUCAUACAUCUGCUGGGAAAACAGUUGUUGCAGAGUAUGCAUUUGCUUUGGCAUCGAAACACUGCACCAGAGCUGUCUAUACUGCUCCAAUUAAGACAAUCAGCAACCAAAAGUAUAGGGAUUUCUCUGGGAAAUUUGAUGUCGGCCUGCUAACAGGUGAUGUGAGCCUGAGGCCAGAGGCUUCUUGUCUCAUCAUGACCACUGAAAUAUUGAGAUCAAUGCUUUACCGAGGUGCAGAUAUUAUUCGUGAUAUUGAAUGGGUUAUAUUUGAUGAAGUGCACUAUGUAAACGAUGUUGAAAGAGGUGUUGUUUGGGAAGAAGUCAUAAUCAUGCUCCCAAGGCAUAUCAAUUUCGUCCUACUUUCAGCCACGGUACCAAAUACAGCUGAAUUUGCUGACUGGAUUGGUAGGACAAAGCAGAAGAAAAUUCGUGUUACUGGGACUACCAAAAGACCAGUUCCACUGGAGCAUUCCUUGUUCUACUCUGGAGAACUUUACAAAAUAUGUGAAAAUGAGACCUUCAUAUCACAGGGAGUGAAGGCUGCUAGAGAUGCACACAAGAAAAAGAAUUCAAGCACCAGUAGUAGAGGUACUGGGCCCUCUCCAGCUCCAGAUGUGACUCGAGCUCCAAAACGUGAAACUCCUAACCGCGGGAAACAGAACAAGCAUGCUGGUUCACAAAGUUCUAGGAGUGUCUCUGGGACUGUUUGGGGAAAUCAGACCAUUGGCGGUGGCCAGAAUACUUGGGGGGCAAGGAGAACAACAUGGUUGUCACUUAUUGACAAGCUCUCUAGGAAGUCAUUGCUACCUGUGGUUAUAUUUUGUUUCUCGAAGAAUCACUGCGAUAAAUCUGCUGACUGUAUUACUGGGACAGAUCUCACUACUAGUUCUGAGAAAAGUGAGAUUCGUAUCUUUUGUGACAAGGCUUUUUCCCGGCUCAAGGGAUCUGAUCGCAAGUUACCUCAGGUUGUUAGAGUCCAGAACCUUCUUCAUAGAGGAAUUGGUGUGCAUCAUGCAGGGCUGCUCCCAAUUGUUAAGGAGGUUGUAGAAAUGCUUUUUUGCCGUGGUGUGAUUAAGGUUUUGUUUUCAACUGAGACAUUUGCAAUGGGAGUUAAUGCUCCAGCUAGAACGGUUGUUUUUGAUGCAUUAAGAAAGUUUGAUGGCAAGGAAUUUAGACAAUUACUUCCUGGAGAAUACACUCAAAUGGCAGGACGUGCUGGUAGAAGAGGUCUAGAUACAAUUGGUACUGUUGUUGUGUUGUGCCGUGAUGAAAUACCUGAAGAAACUGAUUUGAAGCACCUAAUAACUGGAAGUGCAACUAGACUUGAAUCUCAGUUUCGACUGACAUAUAUCAUGAUCCUGCAUCUCCUUCGUGUGGAAGAACUGAAGGUAGAAGACAUGUUGAAACGAAGUUUUGCUGAAUUUCAUGCUCAGAAGAAACUUCCAGAACAGCAGCAACUUUUAAUGAGAAAGCUUGCACAGCCAACAAAAACUAUUGAAUGUAUCAAAGGUGAACCAACAAUAGAGGAGUAUUAUGAGAUGUAUGCAGAAUAUGAAAAGUAUGGUGAUCAGAUAUCAGAAGCUGUUAUGCAGUCUCCUGCUACCCAACAAUUUCUUUCGCCUGGGAGGGUCAUAGUUGUGAAAUCACAAUCUGCUCAGGAUCAUUUGCUAGGAGUAGUUGUUAAAGCAUCUCCUAUUAAGAAGCAAUAUAUUGUGUUAGUGCUUAAACCUGAUGUACCAUCAAUGAUUCAAACUCCUUCCGGCAGCAGUAGCUUGCAAGAUUCAAGAGGUGCUGCUUUCCAGCAAGGUGUUAUGCUCUUGCCAAAAGCGAGACGAGGGCUUGACGAUGAGUAUUUUUCAUCUGCCACAUCACGGAAAGGAUCCGGUGUAAUCAACAUAAAAUUGCCCCACCUUGGUUCUGCUGCAGGGGUUGCUUACGAGGUCAAAGAGUUUGAUAGUAAAGAAUUCCAAUGCAUAUGCGAUAGAAAGAUAAAGAUAGAACAGGCUCGGCUUCUUGAAGAUGGUAGUAAUGCUGCUUUCUCUAGCACUGUUCAGCAGCUGUUGAAAUUGAAAUCUGAUGGAAACAAAUAUCCUCCAGCCUUGGAUCCACGCAAAGAUUUGAAGUUGAAAGACAUGGAUCUUGUGGAAACAUACUACAAGUGGACCCACCUAUUGCGUAAGAUGGCAGAGAACAAAUGCCAUGGAUGUAUAAAACUGGAAGAGCACAAGAAGUUAGCUAGAGAGAAUAAUAGUCACAAGGAAGAAGUUAAUAAGCUUAGAUUUCAAAUGUCUGAUGAAGCACUGCAACAGAUGCCAGAAUUUCAGGGCCGGAUUGAUGUUCUGAAGGAAAUUGGUUGUAUAGAUGAAGAUCUUGUAGUCCAGAUAAAAGGCCGUGUUGCAUGUGAGAUGAAUUCAGGGGAGGAAUUGAUUUGUACCGAAUGUUUGUUCGAGAAUCAACUUGAUGAUCUGGAACCUGAAGAAGCUGUGGCUUUAAUGUCUGCCCUUGUGUUUCAGCAGAAAAACACUUCUGAGCCCUCUCUCACACCUAAACUCUCUCAGGCUAAACAAAGAUUGUACGAUACAGCUAUACAACUUGGGGAGCUUCAAGCCCAGUGCAAACUUCAAAUAACUCCAGAGGAAUAUGCAAAAGAGAAUCUCAAGUUUGGUCUUGUUGAAGUCGUUUAUGAAUGGGCAAAGGGAACUCCAUUUGCAGACAUUUGUGAUCUUACAGAUGUUCCUGAAGGUCUCAUAGUCCGAACCAUUGUGAGGUUAGAUGAGACUUGCCGUGAGUUUAGAAACGCUGCAGCGAUCAUGGGAAAUUCUGCACUCUACAAGAAAAUGCAAACUGCUUCUAAUGCAAUAAAAAGGGAUAUCGUUUUUGCAGCUAGUUUGUACAUUACUGGAGUCUGACCAUGUCAGAGCUCCAAUCCUGGCCGGACUUUACCAGCUAGGAUUUGCCGAAGCAAAAAUCCGGCAAUGUUGUAAUUGUACAUUAUGCCAUUAUACACGAUAAAUUCUGUCUGAUCCGAUGUAGUGAAGAUCUUUUUAGUUCCAUAUCAUCUAAAAGAUUUUUAACCAUUUUGCCUUUGGAAUUUUUUGUCAUCAUAUUCUGUCAUUUGCAUUAAAACAAAGAGAAUUGU